AUGAAGAAAACUAUGCUGGCGCAGCAGUAUGAUCCCCGCGAUAACAAACUCCACCUCAACGAAGUCCCUAUCCCCUCACCGCGCGAACAUGAGAUCCUUGUCAAGAUGGAGUGCGCGUCUCUGUGCCACACCGACGUAAUGCUAUUUGAACCCAACGGCCAAGGUCUACUCUUCGGAAAGGACCCUGUCACAAUCGGGCAUGAAGGCUCCGGUAGAGUUGUAGCCACCGGCUCUGGAGAAGUCGCCCGCAAGUUCAAGGAAGGGGAGCCCGUGGGAUUUAUUUGUCCAGUCGAUUCCUGCUUCGACUGCCACGCUUGUAGGAAUGUUCACAACUCGUUUUGUAUAACGGGGAAGACGAGGAUGCAGGGGUUUGCUGCGGAUGGGUAUUUUGCUGAGUAUGCGGUGGUGGAUGCUAGGAAUGCGAUUGUGUUGCCCGAGAAUCUUGACCCCAAGUACAGCGCACCACUCUUCUGCGCAGGCAUCACCGCCUACCAUGGUAUCGUCGACUGCGAACUCGCCCCUGGCUCCUGGAUCGCCAUCAUCGGCUGCGGAGGCCUUGGACACAUGGGUAUCCAAUACGCAAAAGCACUGAACUACAAAGUCGUGGCGGUCGACAUUACAGAAGCAGCACUCGAGGAAGCAAAGUCGUGCGGCGCAGACUACGUUUUCAAUUCCGCGACGGACACUGAGUAUACGAAAAAGAUUGUCGAAGUCACAGGUGGAGGCGCUCUCGCAGCUGUGAAUUUCACAGCAUCCAAGAAGUCCUACGACGACUGUCCAGCAAUCCUCAAGCCUGCACAUGGCUUGAUCAUGGUGGUGGGUAUACCGCAACAGCCGCUGCAAUUCAAUGGCCUGGACCUUGCGACUGGGCGAUAUCGUGUGAAGGGGACAAACAACGGAACAUGUUACAAUCUGCGUGAGCCGAUUGAGUUUAGUGCUAAGCAUAAUAUCAUGCCUCAUAUGACGGCGUUCAAGUUUGAGGAGGUUCCUAAGAUGAUUGAGCUGAUGACCUCUCACAAGGCUCAAGGGCGUAUGGGAGUGGUUUUCGAUUGA
Messenger RNA from Dothidotthia symphoricarpi CBS 119687, 1053 nucleotides. RefSeq names its product GroES-like protein. The transcript has 3 exons. NCBI's taxonomy places the organism in Eukaryota, Fungi, Ascomycota, Dothideomycetes, Pleosporales, Dothidotthiaceae. Gene Ontology annotation, molecular function: oxidoreductase activity. The coding region runs from base 1 to 1053 and encodes 350 amino acids. The record is from RefSeq and is a predicted model, not a curated record.